This is a messenger RNA of Salvia splendens (bonfire salvia), 1278 nucleotides long. RefSeq names its product glucan endo-1,3-beta-glucosidase. The transcript has 2 exons. Gene Ontology annotation, molecular function: hydrolase activity, hydrolyzing O-glycosyl compounds. Bases 155 to 1180 code for a protein of 341 amino acids. The record is from RefSeq and is a predicted model, not a curated record. Gene Ontology annotation, biological process: carbohydrate metabolic process. Lineage: Eukaryota; Viridiplantae; Streptophyta; Magnoliopsida; Lamiales; Lamiaceae.
CAAGAUGAUGAACUUAAAAAUGCAGUUCAUCAAUCUUAAACACGAUCACAGAAACAUAAAACUAGACCAGAAUCAAACCAAAACAUCACAAAAAACACUCCAUAUAUAACGAUCAAAAUCAUGCCAUCAACAAUUGUAUCCAUCUGUCAAGAAAAUGAAAACCACACAUAGCAUCCUCCUAAUCUCUCUCCUCUCCCUCUCUCCCCUGCUUACAGGGGCCGCACCGGUCGGAGUAUGCUACGGCAGGGUUGCCGCCGACCUCCCGCCGCCCGCCUCCGUGAUCGGCCUCCUCAACUCCAACGGCAUAUCAAGAAUCCGCCUCUUCAACCCUGACCCCGCCGCCCUGGCCCCCUUCUCCGGCACCGGAAUCGAGCUCACCAUCGGCGUCCCCAACGAAAUCCUCCCCACACUCGCCAAUGGCACCGUCGCCGCCUCUCUCGAUUGGCUCCAAUCCAACAUCUUCUCACACAUCGCACCCUCUCAACUCCGAUACUUAGCCGUCGGAAACGAGGUCUUGCAAAAAGAUCCAUUCUACACCCCUUUCAUCGUCCCCGCAAUCCUCAACAUUCACCAAGCCCUUCAAAUAUUAGGGCUAAACGACAUCGUUAGGGUUUCAUCGUCCCACGCAGCAACGAUUUUAUCCACUUCUUACCCUCCUUCAACCGGCGCUUUCCACAAUGAUGUGAAACCGGCUUUGAUCCCUCUCCUUCAGUUCUUGCGCGAUACUAAUUCGCCAUUGAUGGUCAACAUUUACCCUUUUUUCACCUACGUUGAGAAUGAUCAUCAGCAUGUGACGUUGGAGUAUGCUACUUUUAGGUCGUCGGAGGUUGAGAUGGAUGGGGGGUUGGCCUACGAUAACAUGUUUGAUUCGGCGGUGGAUGCGUUCGUGUACGCGAUGGAGAGGGAGGGGUUUGAGGGGAUUCCGGUGGUGGUGACGGAGACAGGGUGGCCGACGGGAGGAGGAGACGGGGGCUCGGCGGAGAAUGCGUUUGCUUAUAAUGGGAAUGUGGUGAGGAGGGCGUUGGGGGAUGUUGGGACGCCCAAGAGGCCGGGUGUUGGGGUGGAGGUUUUCUUGUUUGAUUUGUUUGAUGAGGAUGGCAAGACUGGGACUGAGUAUGAGAAGCAUUUUGGGAUUUUUGGGAUUGAUGGAAAUAAGGCUUAUGAUAUUAGGUUUAAUUAGCUACAUUUGUUGUUAUCUCACUUACUUUUAUUGUAUCAUGAAACCCCUAUGUGGAAUGAUGAAACUUAAUCUAUAAUAGGUGAAUUCUAGUCUUGAAA